Messenger RNA from Clunio marinus, 204 nucleotides. The record is from the annotation of a GenBank genome assembly. NCBI's taxonomy places the organism in Eukaryota, Metazoa, Arthropoda, Insecta, Diptera, Chironomidae.
AUGACUUUCAAAUCAAUGCAUAAUUCAUUUCAAGUCUCGACUGUUGGGGUUUACAUAAGUUGUAAUAAGAAUAACAAAGAAGAAGUUAAUGAGAUGCAAAACUAUUUGACCGGCUACAAAGUGACGAUUCUUUUUGCACCACCCAAACUGAAAUUAAGAGAUCAAAUAGCGUUGAUAAAGAAACACAUUUUGCUUAACAUUUAA